Caenorhabditis elegans is the source of this 1924-nucleotide messenger RNA. It is a transcript of the gene F45E10.2, whose product is annotated as Major facilitator superfamily (MFS) profile domain-containing protein. Gene Ontology annotation, cellular component: membrane. Gene Ontology annotation, biological process: transmembrane transport. The transcript is spliced from 8 exons. Gene Ontology annotation, molecular function: transmembrane transporter activity. The record is from RefSeq and is marked reviewed. NCBI's taxonomy places the organism in Eukaryota, Metazoa, Nematoda, Chromadorea, Rhabditida, Rhabditidae. Bases 66 to 1682 code for a protein of 538 amino acids.
CUCGCCUCUUGCCAGAGAGCACUUUUUUCUUUUUUCCCCAAUUGACCUGACACUUAUUCAUUAGGAUGUCGAUCGAUGAGAGCCUCGAAGAUGAGGAUAUUCCUCAAACUGCUCAAACUACAAUUACUAGUUAUUGUUCUAGUGACGUCAUCAAUAGUCUCAACGAAGCAAUGAACCCACUUAUAGAGCAAGGUCUAAAGGAUAUUGGAACAAAACAGGAAGCACAUUAUGUCGAGGAGGUCGACGUGCGAAACGAUAAGAUCAAACUUGAAUCGAUUUUUGAAGGACUUGGAAGCUUCGGAAGAUUCCAACAAAUCCAGUUUAUCUUGAUAUGUAUACCUAUCGCCUUCGUCUCGAUGCAUGUGAUGAGUUGGACUUUUGUGGUAUCUCCGGCCAGAAAAAUAUGCAAUGAAACCAACGAAACACGGAUUGAUGGCUGCGAGGAAUUGGCCUACUCUGCAUCUGACAGGUGGGAAAUGGAUGGAGAUAACGGAUGGAUCCGAGCAACAGUCCAGGCAGUAUACUUCAUAGGUCAAAUGAUUGGAUCCUUCACCUGCGGAGUCAUGGCAGAUAAGAUCGGACGAAAGAAAGUACUUUUCUGGUGCCUAGUGCUUCAAGUGGUAUGCGCUCUCUUAUUAAUUGUAGCUCCCACUUGGUGGAUCUAUGCGAUUUUGAAAGCUGGAACUGGAUUCACUCAACCUGGGAUCUAUGGAGUCGCCGUUGUCUUGGGAAUUGAGCUUGUUGGGAAAAAGUACCGUAGCUUUAUUGCAGUCAUUGCCAACGUCUUCGGUGUUAUCGGAGGGGUGUUACUGGCAGUAAUGGCCUACUUUAUAGUAGACUAUAGGCUUUUGCAUGCAUCUAUUGCAAUUCCAUCCCUAAUCUUCAUAACCUACUAUUGGAUGAUCCACGAGAGCGCCCGCUGGCUUGUAUCUCAAGAAAAAUACGACGACGCCAAUGUAGUUCUGUGUGCAACUGCAAACUGGAACAAGAAAACGAUUCCAAAGAACUGGGCAGAGAAAAUAGAGAAAAAGAUGGAUGUGACUGCAACAAAGAAAAAGGACUCGUUCGGAGUCUUUGAUCUAAUCAGAACACCUCAGAUGAGAAAACGAACCAUCGCAAACUUUGUGAUGUGGCCAGUGACAACUAUGAUGUACUACGGAUUGACAAUGAGAAGUGACGUUGGCGGAGGCAGUUUGUUCGUCACAUUUGUCACUUCUCAACUCAUGGAGCUUCCUGCUGUCAUCAUCGUUGCAUUGCUAAUUGACAGACUUGGAAGACGUAUCAUGUAUUCUGGAGCUAUCUUCACUGCUGGAAUGCUUCUUCUGGCUAGUUGGCUUACACAUGACUUGAUUCCGAGUCAAUAUGCAGUUAUUAUGCUGAUGGUUGCAAAGGGAGCUGUGUCAGUUGCAUAUACUGUCAUGUACACCUACACAUCUGAACUUUUCCCAACAGUUAUUCGCAAUACUGCAGUUGGAUGUUGCUCGACAAUAGCUAGAUUUGGAGCAAUCAGUGCUUCUUUCAUUGCAUUCUUUUUGGUUGAUAGAUUCGGCCGAAUCGUCAUGAUUAUCCCAUUCACAAUACUCGCUUUAUGUGCAUCAAUUGUCUCAUGGACAAUGUUACCCGAGACCGUAAACCAACAACUUCCUGACUCGAUUUCCGAAGUGGAAGGCAACAAGAUUUAAUUUUCAACAUUUACUUUAAUCAUUUUCACACUUACCCUCUUCAUAAUUAUUCUAAUAAUUUUUGUAUGUAAAUAAUGAACUUACAAGUCAUUUUUGGUGAGCGUCAGUUUUUUGAGAUCCGGAGUACUGAUGAUGCCAAGUGAUUUGAAUGGCAAAUCUCCAAUUGAACGAGACACUUCGAUUACUCCAUUAAUUCGACCAUCUCUGGAAAAUUAAUAGUUUAUAAAUCGUAAUUAUUGAAA